AUGAGCCUAAAGGAUACAAACAAUAUUGCCGAGGUCUCUUGGAAGAACUGCCCAGAUGACAUGAUGCUUGAAGAAAACCUAGUUUCGAGGCUUUUUAGCAGACCCAAGUGCACAGAAGAUUUUGCAGAAACUAACGAGGGCACAUCAAAUAUUUCGGGGCUUCGAGACAGCUUGGACCAAGUCCAAAUGAGCAACUGUAGCGAAUAUCCCCACUCGAGCAAUGACAGCUCAACAAGUCAGAGUUCCUGGCAGGACCACUUUGUCAGUCUAAAGCAGCAGAUGGCCAGGCAGAAGGCAGAGUACGAGACUAAGAUUUCAAGCCUGGAGCAACGGAACAAAGAAUUGCAGUUAGAGAUUAAAGAUCUGCAUUUGAAACUGGGUCAGCAACGGAAGUGGCAUUGCUUGGUGGAAAUUAAAAUGCGCAACACAGAGAGGGCACACAAAGAUGCGGAGAGAAGGAAUGAAGCACUUCAGAGGGAAAUGGAAGAGUUUUUUGAUACUUUUGGAGAAUUAACACAUGAAGGAAAGAUAACAGAGCAAAUUGGCCAGAGCUUAUAG
This is a messenger RNA of Podarcis muralis (Common wall lizard), 558 nucleotides long. Its product is annotated as rho GTPase-activating protein 24-like. The record is from RefSeq and is a predicted model, not a curated record. NCBI's taxonomy places the organism in Eukaryota, Metazoa, Chordata, Lepidosauria, Squamata, Lacertidae. Gene Ontology annotation, molecular function: GTPase activator activity. Gene Ontology annotation, cellular component: focal adhesion. Gene Ontology annotation, biological process: negative regulation of ruffle assembly; activation of GTPase activity; negative regulation of Rac protein signal transduction.